Molecule: messenger RNA, 1120 nt
Organism: Varanus komodoensis (Komodo dragon)
Lineage: Eukaryota; Metazoa; Chordata; Lepidosauria; Squamata; Varanidae
Exons: 5
Biological process (GO): immunoglobulin production; immune response
Source: RefSeq, a predicted model, not a curated record
GGCAGGUCAGACCCCGUGGGAGAGCUCACCAUGGCCUGGGCCCUGCUUUCCUUGGCACUUCUCCACUUCUGCGCAUGGGCCUCUUCACAACCUGCCUUGACUCAGCCGUCCUCCUUGUCCGCGCCUCUGGGGCAAACCGCAAAACUCUCCUGCGACAGAAGUGGUGGGAGCAGCUGGUACGCUUUCAGCUGGUACCAGCAGAAACCGGGUCAGGCCCCUCGCAUGCUGAUCUAUGCUGACAGCAGCAGGGGAGAUGGGAUCCCGGACCGGUUCACCGGUUCCAGCUCUGGCAACACCGGCCAUCUCUCCAUCGCAAAUCUUCAGGCCGACGAUGAGGCUGAUUAUUACUGUGCUGCCGGGGAGGGCAGCAGCAGCACAUUACACAGAGCAAGAGGGGCCACCCAAGCAUCACUUUGCUCGCGAAAGCCAAAGUCCUUUGGAGAGCUCACCAUGGCCUGGGCUGUGCUUUUAUUGGCCCUCUUCCACUUCUGCGCAUGGGCCGCUUCCCAGCCUGCCUUGACUCAGCCGUCCUCCCUGUCCGCGCCUCUGGGGCAAACCGUAAAAAUCUCCUGCGACAGAAGUGGUGGGAGCAGCUGGUACUAUUUCAGCUGGUACCAGCAGAAACCGGGCCAGGCCCCUCGCAUGCUGAUCUAUGGUGACAGCAGCAGGGGAGAUGGGAUCCCGGCCCGGUUCACCGGUUCCCGCUCUGGGGGCACCGGCCAUCUGUCCAUCGCAAAUCUGCAGGCCGACGAUGAGGCUGACUAUUACUGUGCUGCCUGGGAGGACAGCAGCAACAUGCUACACAGUGGGGCCUCUUCGCAGCCUGCCUUGACUCAGCCGUCCUCCCUGUCCGCGCCUCUGGGGCAAACCGCAAAACUCUCCUGCGACAGAAGUGGUGGGAGCAGCUGGUCCGGUUUCAGCUGGUUACAGCAGAAACCGGGUCAGGCCCCUCGCAUGCUGAUCUAUGCUGACAGCAGCAGGGGAGAUGGGAUCCCGGACCGGUUCACCGGUUCCCGCUCUGGCAACACCGGCCAUCUCUCCAUCGCAAAUCUGCAGGCCGACGAUGAGGCUGAUUAUUACUGUGUUGCCUGGGAGGGCAGCAGCAACAUGCUACACAGUG